Messenger RNA from Brachypodium distachyon (stiff brome), 1763 nucleotides. Its product is annotated as anthocyanidin 5,3-O-glucosyltransferase. NCBI's taxonomy places the organism in Eukaryota, Viridiplantae, Streptophyta, Magnoliopsida, Poales, Poaceae. Gene Ontology annotation, molecular function: UDP-glycosyltransferase activity. The transcript has a single exon. The coding region runs from base 32 to 1483 and encodes 483 amino acids. The record is from RefSeq and is a predicted model, not a curated record.
AGGUUGCUAAGCCAGCCAGGGCGGCGGCGCCAUGACGAGAGAGACCGUGGUUUUGAACCCAGGGAUGGGCGUGGGGCACCUGGUGCCCAUGGUGGAACUAGGCAAGCUCUUCCUCCGCCACGGCCUCGCUGUCACCGUCGUCGUCAACGCCCCUCCAGCCAACAAGUCCACCGACACCUCCGCCGCCGUCUCCCGGGCCGCCGCCGCCAACCCCUCCAUCCACUUCCAAGUCCUCCUUCCCCCGCCCGACGCCGUCCCAGAUCUCACCGCCAAUACCGAUUCCUUAGAGCCGCCCAACCCUUUCGUCCUCCUGCGGCUCAUGAACGCGCCGCUCAGGGACUACCUCCGGGCAAUCCUCCCCACGGUGCGCGCCCUGGUGCUCGACAUGUUCUGCUUCUGUGCGGACGCCGUGGACGUGGCCGCGGAGCUCGGCGUCCCCGCCUACGCCUUCUACACGGGGAGCGCCAGCAGCCUCGCCGUCAACCUCCACCUGCCGCACAUGCAGGCCCAGAUCGGGGACGCCACCAGCUUCGGCGACAUCGGCGACAAGACCCUCUGCUUCCCGGGGAACCGCCCCUUCAGGCCCCGCGAGCUCCCGUCGCUGGCGCUCGACCGGGGCAACGAGGUCUACAAGCACUUCCUCCACGCGUUCCAGCGGAUCCCGGAGACCUCCCGCGGCAUCGUCGUCAACACGUUCGAGUGGCUCGAAUCCAAGGCGCUGCGAGCGCUCAGGGCCGGGGAUUGCGUGCCCGCCGGGCACACGCCGCCCGUGUACUGCGUCGGGCCCAUGGUCUCCGGCGCAGGAGAAGACAAGAAGAACAAACGGCAUCAGCGGGGGCACGAGUGCCUGGGGUGGCUGGACGGGCAGCCGGAGAAGAGCGUGGUGUUCCUCUGCUUCGGGAGCAUGGGGUCGUUCCCGAAGGCUCAGUUACAAGAGAUCGCGGAGGGGCUGGAGAAAUCCGGGCAGAGGUUCCUGUGGGUGGUGCAGAGCCCGCGGAACGACGGCGGGCCGGAUCUCCUCGCCGACGCGCUCCCCGAGCCGGACCUCGAGGCGCUCCUGCCGGAAGGGUUUCUCGAGAGGACCGCCGGGAGAGGGUUCGUGGCCAAGUCGUGGGCGCCGCAGGCGGAGGUGCUGUGUCACCGGGCCACGGGCGCGUUCGUGACGCACUGCGGGUGGAACUCGACGCUGGAAGGGAUCAUGGCGGGGCUGCCGCUGGUUUGCUGGCCUCUGUACGCGGAGCAGAAGCAGAACAAGGUGUUCGUCGUCGAGGAGAUGGGGGCUGGGGUGGAGAUGGCCGGGUACGACGAGGAGGUGGUGAAGGCGGCGGAGGUGGAGGAGAAGGUGAGGUGGGUGAUGGAGUCCGAGGCCGGGCAGGCGUUGCGGGAGCGCGCCAUGGCGGCCAAGGUGAAGGCCUAUGAGGCGGUGGACGAAGGCGGCGCAUCCCGGGCCGCUUUUGCUGAGUUUCUGAGAGACUUUUAUUAGAGUUGAUCGUUUUCCGCUGCCUAUCCUUGAGGAAUACUUCUCCAGUAUGGCGCAUAUGCUUUAUCAAGGUUAAAUAUUUUGGACAAAACAGACCGCACACUUAAAUAUUUGUUUUAUUUAGGAUCAGUAUGUACAAAACAGCAGUUCAAUUUAGAGGAUUCGACAUGUACAAACUAGAAACAACAGAUCAAAUUAAGAACAAGGGCCUCGCUGCAACAAGAAUUACAUCAUCAUCCCCUAAAAAAGAAUAUAUAUUUUUUCUCUCUUGGCACAACAGCGA